Panicum virgatum (switchgrass) is the source of this 1960-nucleotide messenger RNA. RefSeq names its product E3 ubiquitin-protein ligase At1g63170-like. Gene Ontology annotation, molecular function: zinc ion binding. Lineage: Eukaryota; Viridiplantae; Streptophyta; Magnoliopsida; Poales; Poaceae. The transcript has 5 exons. The record is from RefSeq and is a predicted model, not a curated record. Bases 422 to 1669 code for a protein of 415 amino acids.
GUGUGACCGCGGCUCUGCCUGGCUGCCUCCCCCUGCCCCCUUCUCCCCUCCUCGACUCCUGUGGCCAGGCCAGCACCCCAGAGACCGCCGGGAAGGGAAGGGAGGGCGGCAGGGCGCCGAAUCGAUCGGAGGAGCUCGGCGAUUUGGUACAUGAGAAAUCCUUUGUUUCAAAUUUGUAGCUUAGGCUGCCUCGAUCUUCCAUGAAGCAAGUGAAGUUACCUAGAAUACAACUCAAAGUUCAGUAGAUGAUUGUGGACCAACAUUUCAGCCAUCUGUGCUUUUCACUAACAUGGUGGCCAGUGGUUACUUCUGGUUAAAAAGAUAGCGACUCAUUAUUGCAUACAGAUGGUUGGCCAUAAUGACGAUGUUAGUGCCUUUUUGCCAUAAGAACUGAGCUGGAAAUUGAUGAUCCAAGUUAUUGAUGGAGCAUGCUUGCUGUGAUGAUGUACAUGAGCAUGUUAUAAAUGUGACACAUGGGGAAACUGCAUCAACAUCAACCAGUCAUCAAGAUAUGUACAGUGACUCAGAUGAACCACACCAGGAAGAUAGGCCAUCAACAAGCACUCGAACCCCAUCAUCACAGUCUUCUCCAUCAACAUCACCAACUGCAUAUAGCUCCAGAAAUUUAUCUUUUCCUAGAAGAGAUAGUAUAUAUGGUCAUGGAAGGAGUCCUUGGAACUCUGGUUUAUGGAUCUCGUUUGAAAUUGUCAUGUAUGUAGCUCAGGUUGCAGCUGCUAUUGUCAUCCUAAUCUUUUCGAGACACGAGCAUCCCCAUGCUCCUUUGUUUGCAUGGAUAAUUGGAUAUACAGUUGGCUGCAUUGCUAGUCUUCCUCUUAUUUAUUGGCGCUAUGUUCAUCGGAACAGACCUUUGGACCAAGAACCUCAGCAGCCACCUACAACAUAUCCUACUUUGACUCCCUCUCAGUCAUCAGAAGGACGCAAUCAUCGUAGCAGUGGUACUGUCUGGCAUCUUGGAUGUAUAACAAUUACUUGCCCAAGGCUUAGCGUACUGGCUUAUCAUUUCAAGACAGCGGUCGACUGUUUCUUUGCUGUAUGGUUUGUUGUUGGAAAUGUGUGGAUUUUUGGUGGGCGCAGUAUUUCAUCUGAUGCUCAAGACGCUCCCAAUAUGUACAGGCUAUGUUUGGCAUUCCUUGCACUUAGCUGUGUUGGGUAUGCCAUUCCUUUUAUCAUGUGUGCAGCAAUUUGCUGCUGCUUUCCAUGCUUGAUAUCUGUUUUGCGUCUUCAAGAAGAUUUGGGUCAAACUAGAGGAGCUACUCAAGAGCUUAUAGAUGCAUUGCCAACCUACAAAUUCAAACCAAAACGAAACAAAAACUGGGGGAUUGACCAUGCUUCAAGCUCAGAGAAUCUUGAUGAGGGUGGCAUACUGGGCCCAGGAACUAAGAAGGAAAGAGUUGUUUCAGCUGAAGACGCUGUGUGCUGCAUCUGUCUAACCAAGUAUGGCGAUGAUGAUGAGCUCCGUGAGCUUCCUUGCACACACUUCUUUCAUGUGCAAUGCGUCGAUAAAUGGCUCAAGAUAAACGCAGUAUGCCCGCUCUGCAAGACAGAGAUUGGGGGUGUGGUUCGAUCCUUUCUCGGCUUGCCCUUUGGCCACCGACGUGUUGAUAGGAUGGCAGGAAGAGGUGUAGCUAGCUCGAGAUUCAGUGUAUAGAAGAUGUUUUGUUUCUAUGACAUCCUCUCUUACACAAAAAAGAGCCAUGCUCUCGGCGUUGCAAUGGUUUGAUUGAUUGUCAAGGAAAGUGCUGAACUGCACUCAGCGUGCUUGACUUCAUGACACUGACUCCAGAUGGAGAGACCUGGUGCUUGUGAAGGCAAGUUUUCGUAGUACUGUGGAGGUGCUGUUAUAUUCUGAUGUAAGAUUUUUAACCAAGGACGUAAAUAAGAAACACGAAGUUCACUUGUCAGGUGUACAUUGCAAGGAACUUCACAGGUGUUUAGCAUC